UUAAGUAUUUAACCAACCACUAUUUGGUAUUGUAUGAGGUGGAGAAGCACGUAGGCUACUUUUUAUCCCGGUCAUUGAAUAAAAUUGGGUCACGCGGAUGAAAUCGAGGAUAAAAGCUAAUCAAUGAAUAGAGGACGAUUUCUGCGAUUACUAAAUAAGGCGUUGAAGAUGACGAGUUCCAUGGAUAUCAUAAGAGAUUUAAAGUACGUGACAAAGUUUCAAAUAUCAUAAACGCAUAAAUCAUACAGGAUUAGUCUUGUAUAUUUACGUGGAACUGGUAAUAUGCUAACAACGUACAAGAUAUAUGAACUUAGAUGCAAACUGCCCUGCCAAGUGUCGACAAGUAGUCAUUGUCAAGCUAUAUAGAAUAGAGUAUGUUUGUACCAUUUAUCUGUUUGGGUUCAAACUUCCUCAGGCAUACAGGCUUUGAUAUUAUAUACCUUUUAAUUGUUAAUCAAUUCUAACAAAAGUGGAAAUAAUUUAGAUCAAAUCAUGAUUAUCCUGGCCAUAUUUAUGUUAAUAUUUGGUGUCUACUUGAUAUACUGGACGAUGUACUUCCGUCGCAUGAACAAAUUGACCGCAUCACUACCGGAGCCUCUGACAUUACCUCUUCUCGGGAGCGCUAUGAACUUCAUGGGAAAUAGUGAGAAAAUGUUUCAAAAUAUCCAAGAAUUGGUUAAUUUAGCAUUUCAACAUAAAGGUUGUGUUAAAGUUUGGCUUGGUCCAAAAUUGUAUGUCGCUAUCGCUAAUCCAGAAGAUGCACAGGUGGUUUUAGACAAUUGCUUGGAUAAAGACAAAGUAUAUCGUUUUUUAAGACCUUGGUUAGGACACGGUCUCUUUAUUGCACCAGUGGACUUAUGGAAAACACAUCGAAAAGUUUUGCUACCAAUAUUCCGUAACAAAAUUGUAGAAGAAUAUUUGGACGUGAUUAGUGAACAAGCCAACAUUUUACUUGAAAGACUUGAAGAAAAGUUGGAUAAAGGAAAGUUCGACGUUCUCAAAUAUAUCACUGCGUGCACAUUAGACAUUGUAUUUGAGACAGCGAUGGGUGAGCGCAUGGACGUCCAGCACAAACCAGAUACACCCUAUCUACAAGCGCGGGAAACAGUGAUUACAAUAAUAAAUAAGAGGUUAUUCAAAGUGUGGCUACAGCCGGACUGCCUCUUCAACCUUACUUCGUAUGCCAAGCAACAGAAAGACAAUAUUGACCUCACGCAUAAGUUCACUGACGAGGUAGUCCAGAAAAAACGUUUCGAAUAUGAAAAGAAAAUUAACAAGGAAUCUCAUGUGCAGUCGUCAGGUAAACUUCAAGCGGUCCUGGAUUUACUGUUCAAUCGAGAGAUAGAGUUUACCAACGAAGAACUGCGUGAGCACAUAGACUCUAUCACCAUUGCUGGCAAUGACACUACAGCGCUGGUCAUCGCGUACACUUUGGUAUUGUUAGGUGUUCAUCAAGACGCACAGCAGAGAGUACUGCAGGAACAAGAGGCGAUCUUCGACAAAUCGAAACGAGGAGCCAACAGAGAAGAUCUUCAAAGAAUGAGCUACUUGGAGCGAGUUGUGAAGGAGAGCAUGAGACUCUAUGCAGUGGUCCCGAUUAUAGCUCGUAAUAUUCACGAAGAUAUUUACCUUCCGGUGUGUGAGACAACAUUACCAGCUGGAACUGGAGCAGUGAUAGGUGCGUUCGCUAUGCACCGAUCAGAGGCAGUAUGGGGGCCCACUGCUAACGAGUUCGACCCUGAUCGUUUUCUCCCAGAGCGAUCAGUUGGACGACAUCCCGCGGCGUUCAUACCGUUCAGUUAUGGGUCAAGAAACUGUAUAGGUCGUAAUUUCGGUAUGAUGAUAAUAAAGAGCAUAUUAUCGACUGUGCUGAGAUCAUAUCAAAUCGAAGCGCAACCAAUCAAUAAACUUAAAAUGGAAAUGCUAUUGUUUCCCACAGAAGGUCAUCAAAUUAAAAUUUCAAAAAGAUAAAUCUUGUUUUAAAUAUUGUUUAUAAUAAAAACUUAUUUCAUGUUAUGAAUAAAAUAUGUAAUUA
Molecule: messenger RNA, 2035 nt
Organism: Galleria mellonella (greater wax moth)
Lineage: Eukaryota; Metazoa; Arthropoda; Insecta; Lepidoptera; Pyralidae
Product: cytochrome P450 4c3-like
Exons: 12
Coding region: 493-1971 (492 amino acids)
Molecular function (GO): heme binding; oxidoreductase activity, acting on paired donors, with incorporation or reduction of molecular oxygen; monooxygenase activity
Source: RefSeq, a predicted model, not a curated record